AGGGAAUCGGAGGAGUGAAACGAAGUGGAGAAACAUGGAAACUUCCCAGACACACAGCUCUGAAAGCAUGUCCAAGGACCUGUCAGAGCUCAUGAAGGAAGCCACCAAGGAAGUGCACGAGCAGGCGGAGAACACGCCGUUCAUGAAGAACUUCCAGAAGGGGCAGGUGUCACUCCAUGAGUUUAAGUUGGUUACAGCAUCCCUGUACUUCAUCUACUCUGCUCUGGAAGAAGAGAUCGAACGUAACAAGAACAACCCGGUUUAUGCCCCUGUGUAUUUUCCGGCGGAGCUGCACCGAAAAGCUGCCCUGGAGAAAGACUUGGAGUACUUCUACGGCAGCAACUGGAGGAGAGAGAUCCCAUGUCCUGAGGCUACUCAGAAAUACGUUGAGAGGCUCCACAAUGUAGGCAAGAACUACCCAGAGCUCCUGGUGGCCCAUGCCUACACUCGGUAUCUGGGAGACCUGUCUGGGGGGCAGGUGCUGAAGAAAAUUGCCCAAAAGGCCCUCCAGCUGCCCAGCACUGGAGAAGGGCUGGCUUUCUUCACAUUUGAUGGAGUCUCCAAUGCCACCAAGUUCAAGCAGCUCUAUCGCUCCCGCAUGAAUGCCCUCGAGAUGGAUCUUGCCACUAAGAAAAGAGUCUUGGAGGAGGCCAAGAAAGCAUUCGUGCUAAAUAUACAGGUGUUUGAGGCGCUGCAGGAGCUGGUGUCUGAGGGCCAGGAGAACAGUCACCCCGUGCAGUCGAAGGCAGAGCUUCGUGCAAGGAACAUUAACAAAUCAUAUGAGCACGGUCCUGGGAAAGAAAGUGAGAGGACUAACAGGAGACACACAGACACGAUGCUCGCCGCUCCCCUGGUGCGGUGGAUCCUGGCACUCAGCUUCCUAGCCACGACAGUCGCCGUGGGCUUAUUUGCCAUGUGAAGAAGCAGGAUCUUCACCUUCUCUUUGUGCCUUCCCUCACCCUGAACUAAUCCACUUUCCCCAGUCUUUCUGAGACAAAUUCCCCCCGACUGGGUACUGUGAUCUUGGCUCUGCCACUAAUAUUAGGAGAAUUUUCUCCCCAGAAAUCAAAGAUAGUGCUGCAAGGGGGUUUGGGCAAAGUCUCUCCCGUGCUUGGUGCGAGCUCUUCUCAGAGACUAACUUUAUCACCAAAAAUGAAGAGUAGAAAAGGCUAAAAACAAUGGCCAAGAAUUGUCGUUGCUUUACAGAGUGCCUGCAAAAAUCCUACAGGAUCAGAAAUGUAGCUUUGACAUCUGCCUCUCCUCAGAAAUACAAAGCUUCCUGGAGCCCUGUUUGCUCAAUUUUUUUUAUACUGCUAGAUAAUACUGUGAUCACUUUUUCUGUGGAGCCACACGGCUCCUGUGGGUUUUAGACUGUUUUGUAUGACACUAGUAGGUCUUUGUUAAUUCUUUUUCCAAUAAUUUUUGGUUUUUUUAAAAAGCAGAAGACGGUUGUUGAAGAUACAUGUCAUUCUCUUGUCUGGUUACAUAAUUUAUACACAUAAUAAACUUCAACGUAAAGUC
Balearica regulorum gibbericeps (East African grey crowned-crane) is the source of this 1521-nucleotide messenger RNA. RefSeq names its product heme oxygenase 1 (gene HMOX1). The record is from RefSeq and is a predicted model, not a curated record. NCBI's taxonomy places the organism in Eukaryota, Metazoa, Chordata, Aves, Gruiformes, Gruidae. Gene Ontology annotation, molecular function: heme oxygenase (decyclizing) activity; heme binding. Gene Ontology annotation, biological process: heme catabolic process; response to oxidative stress; heme oxidation.